Centruroides sculpturatus (bark scorpion) is the source of this 719-nucleotide messenger RNA. RefSeq names its product nose resistant to fluoxetine protein 6-like. Bases 66 to 719 code for a protein of 217 amino acids. The record is from RefSeq and is a predicted model, not a curated record. NCBI's taxonomy places the organism in Eukaryota, Metazoa, Arthropoda, Arachnida, Scorpiones, Buthidae. Gene Ontology annotation, molecular function: acyltransferase activity, transferring groups other than amino-acyl groups. The transcript is spliced from 5 exons.
AUAAUUUUCACAAUACUCAUAGAUAUGGAAAUUACAAAUAACUUAUAUUUAAACUCAAUUAAAUAAUGUUAAUGAUGUUAAACGUAUUAAUAUUAGAAGAAAUGGUGAAAAAGGUAUCUGUAUGGCCAAAACUGGGAUUUGCUGGGUUAUUCGCCUAUAUAUUUGGAGGAUUAGCAUUAUAUAUUACCAAUAUAUUUUUCCAUGAAUGUUAUGGAAUUUUCUCUAAACAAAUUAACUCUAGCAAAAUUCAGAAGUAUGAGGAAAUUUAUAAUAAACCUUACUACAGUCAUCUGAGUAUAUAUUCUUUCGGACUGCUUGUUGGAAUCAUUCUAAAUUCAAAAACUGUGAAGAUCAAAAAAACAAUUUUAAUUUCUGGAUGGUGUGUUUCCAUAGUUUUGAUGUCGAUCGUGAUCUUCCUUCCUUAUCCAUAUAUCAACCAGAUUCAGCCAUAUCAAAAAGAUAUGAUGAUACUUCAAUCUGUUCUUCCAUUUUUAUGGGCAUUAGGCAUAGCCUGGGUGUGUGUAAUGUGCACGACAGGAUAUGGAGGAAUAGUAAAUCGAUUUUUAGCACUUAAACCGUUCGUGAUAUUGAAUCGUAUAAUCGUUUGGAUAUAUAUGUUGCAUUUGUUGGUAAUCCUGUAUGUGUUUGGAAAAGCAAGAAAAGCCCAAAUGAUAUCGGAUCUAAAUAUGGUAAAAGUAUUAAAAUUUUUACUUGUUUAA